AUGGUACUUAUCACAUCACUAAGACAAUCAUUACUACAGAUAAGUAGGAGUAGUGGGUGUACUCUGACUAUUACUGCUAGAUUUCUUUCAAGAGGAUUAAAAAGUACAUCCCCAUUGAAAUUUCACGUACUUCCGUCAUAUCCAACUACUACACUACUACGCUCAUCAAUCACAUUACAGGAACAACUUAGAUCAUACUCAUCAUCAUCAUCAGUUGAAGAAAAGAAAGAAUUAACACCGGCACAAAUCCCAGUUAAAACUCAUCUUGAUGCAUCUAAUUUGAAAAAACAAGAAAUCAAACAAGAAAGACUUGAAGAAUUUCAAAAACAAGAAAAUAAGAAAACUUUUCGAGAGAAUUUAUCCACAAUUUGGAGGAUUGUUAAAUUAGGUAAACCAGAUUGGAAAUUAUUUGUAUUAGCUGUGGGGUUUAUUUUAUGCGCUGUAUUAUAUCCGACCACGGCAGUAAAACUUGUUGGAUCGGUAUUGGAUUCUUUUAAUAAUAAUAUUAAGGAUGAAAAUGGUCAAUUAAUGGUUUGGGGUUAUAGUGUAACUACAUUAUUUGGAUUUAUGGUACCAUUUAUGGCUCUUAGUGCAUUAUGUUUUUGGGCAAGAAUUUGGGUAUUGAAAUUAUUAGGUGAAAGAUUAGUAGCAAGAUUAAGAGCUAAAGUAAUGAAGAAUUUAUUACGUCAUGAUCAAGAAUUUUUUGAUAAUGAUAAACAUAAAGUUGGUGAUUUAAUUAGUCGAUUAUCAAGUGAUGCAUAUAUUGUUAGUCGAUCAAUUACUGCUAAUUUACCUGAUGGGUUGAAGAAUUUCUUAUUUGGGAUUAUUAGUUCAUAUAUGAUGUAUCUGAUUAACCCAAUCUUGUUUGGUAUGAUGUUGUUAAUUUCACCACCAAUUACUCUUGGAUCUGUAUGGUAUGGUGAAAAAAUUAGAAAAUUGUCUACUAAUUUACAGAAUGCAACAGCAGGAUUAACAAAAGCUUCUGAAGAGACAUUGAAUGCUAUUAAAUUGGUCAAUGCGUUUACUGGAGAACAAAAAGAAUUACGCAAAUAUUCUAGCAGAUUAAGAAGAGUUGUGGAAGUUGCCAAACAAGAAGCAUUUGCUCAAUCAAAUUAUUCUGUAUCUAUUUAUUCUUUAUAUCAUGUUGGAUAUUUAUCUUGUGUUGCCUUGGGUGUUUAUUUGAUGACAAAGGGAACAAUGUCUGCUGGUGAUGUGGUUGCAUUUACCAUGUACCUGGAAUUCUUCAAUAUGGCGCUUUACAGUUUAACAACCACAUAUUUGGAAUUAAUGAAAGGUGCUGGUGCGGGAGUUAAAUUGUUUGCUCUUAUGGACUACAAGAAUAAAGUUCCUCCUGUUCAAGGUGAAAAAGUAACUCCACUGCAUCCAUUGUUGGGUAAAAAUGAUAUUGAAUUCAAAGAUGUCACAUUCAGUUAUCCAACACGUCCAAAUCAUAUAGUUUUCAAUCAUUGUGAUUUCAAGAUUCAAGGUGGUACAAGUACUUGUAUUGUUGCACCAAGUGGUGCUGGUAAAUCCACUGUGGCAUCAUUAUUACUUCGAGCUUAUAAUAUCCAACUGGGAGAAAUCCUCAUCGGUGGUAAAGAUAUAAAAGAUUUCCAAGUCCGUGAACUUCGAAGAUAUAUUGUUGGUAUUGUUCAACAAGAACCAGUUCUAUUGUCAGGUACUAUAUUAGAGAAUAUCGUUUAUGGGUUAACCCCGCAAGAUGUUAGUAAAUUAACCAUGCAAGAUAUCAUUGAUGUAUCAAAGCAAGCUAAUUGUCAUGAUUUCAUAGUUGGAUUCCCUGAUGGUUAUGACACAGUGAUCGGUAAUAGAGGAGCAUCUUUAUCUGGAGGUCAAAAACAAAGAAUUGCCAUCGCUAGGGCAUUAAUCAAGAAACCGAGAGUUUUGAUAUUAGAUGAAGCCACUUCAGCAUUAGACUCCAAAUCAGAAGGGUUAAUUAAUGAAACAUUGAAAAAUUUGACUAAUGAAGGGUCCAUGACUAUAAUUUCAAUUGCCCAUAGAUUAUCCACUAUUUCUAAAUCAGAAUUCGUGGUUGUAUUGGGUAAACAUGGUCAAGUUGUCGAAACUGGUAAAUUUGUUGAAUUGUUUAGUAAUCCAGAUUCGGAAUUAUCUAAAUUAUUAGAUGAAUCAGCUACUUCACAACAAGAACAAAGACAAGAUGAAGAAGGUGAACAACACGAAGAAGAAGAACAAGAACAUGAUUUAACAGAAGAAGAUAUUCAACAUAUUAAUAGAGAAGCUGAAGAGAUUGAGAAUGACCAAGUUGCAUUUAGUAAAGCCAAAAAUUUGAUUGAAUCAUUACCAAAUGAUUUGAAACAACAGUUGCUUGAUGAAAUCAGACUUGAAGAAGAAGAAGAAGAACAACAACAACAACAACUCGAAGAGCAAAAAGAAAAGCCAUCAUCUUAG
This is a messenger RNA of Candida tropicalis MYA-3404, 2427 nucleotides long. It is a transcript of the gene MDL2, whose product is annotated as Mdl2p. The record is from RefSeq and is a predicted model, not a curated record. The coding region runs from base 1 to 2427 and encodes 808 amino acids. The transcript has a single exon. NCBI's taxonomy places the organism in Eukaryota, Fungi, Ascomycota, Pichiomycetes, Serinales, Debaryomycetaceae. Gene Ontology annotation, cellular component: membrane. Gene Ontology annotation, molecular function: ABC-type oligopeptide transporter activity; ATP hydrolysis activity; ATP binding. Gene Ontology annotation, biological process: transmembrane transport.